AUGAACGGACACCGCCAAUCCGACCAACCCGAUACCUAUAAUACUCCAGCUUCCCUGGAGGAAAUCGCGGGUUCCACUCAAGCUCACCCUCUGUCGGGAUACUAUUCAUUGAUUUUGAAAUCAGACUCACCAUACGCUGCCGGUGCAUCGACAUCGCGCCCGACACCCGUUCGGCCCGAGGCCAAACCCACGCCGACAUCUACCGCCACACCGCAAUCGCCUCAAGAAAAGAUGGCGAUUGUAUUUGGAACCCCUCUCGCUGGUCCAGGCCGGACUUCACGCUAUAAUCCUGGUGAAGCUCCUCCAGAGUCAAUGUGGAAGACCAUCAAUGGAGUCCCUAUUCCUCCCCAACCCGAGGAACCGGACAAUUGCUGCAUGAGCGGAUGUGUACACUGUGUUUGGGAUGACUUCCGGGAUGAGAUGGAAGACUGGGCAUCCAGGGUUGCAACGGCCAAAGCUAAGGGUGGGCCUGAGAAGGGAACGAAGGACAUGCGCACGGCGCCUCGAGCGGAAGUCCGCUCAGCCAGUGCCAGCAUGGAUGAUGAUGGCGGUGGCAGUGAAACAAACUGGACUCUGCCAAGUCAGGAUAAUGACUUAUUUGCGAAUGUCCCUGUUGGUAUACGGGAGUUCAUGAAAACGGAGAAAAGAUUGCGGGCGAAACGUCAGGAGGAUGCUACAGUGUGA
Penicillium coprophilum is the source of this 684-nucleotide messenger RNA. RefSeq names its product oxidoreductase-like domain-containing protein. The transcript has a single exon. The record is from RefSeq and is a predicted model, not a curated record. NCBI's taxonomy places the organism in Eukaryota, Fungi, Ascomycota, Eurotiomycetes, Eurotiales, Aspergillaceae. Bases 1 to 684 code for a protein of 227 amino acids. Gene Ontology annotation, cellular component: mitochondrion.